Messenger RNA from Prunus dulcis (almond), 3395 nucleotides. RefSeq names its product MDIS1-interacting receptor like kinase 2-like. Gene Ontology annotation, biological process: protein phosphorylation. Gene Ontology annotation, molecular function: ATP binding; protein binding; protein kinase activity. The transcript is spliced from 4 exons. The record is from RefSeq and is a predicted model, not a curated record. Bases 1 to 3156 code for a protein of 1051 amino acids. NCBI's taxonomy places the organism in Eukaryota, Viridiplantae, Streptophyta, Magnoliopsida, Rosales, Rosaceae.
AUGAAAUCUUUGACUUGUUAUAAACUAUGCUCUCUAGCUUAUUGCCUUCUCUUGUAUGUUCAGCUGCUUUCAUCUUCAUCACCAAAUUUCCUUCAAUUAGCUUCUGCUACUUCUACUGAUGAGGCAAAGGCUCUUCUGAAAUGGAAAGCCACCUUUCAAAAUCAAAUCCACAACAAAUAUCUGUCCUCAUGGGCUUACCCUCCCAGUAAUAAUUCCACCAACUCUUCCCGCAAUCCUAAAACAAAAGCAAGUCCAUGCACUUGGGCUGGUGUUUCAUGCAACGCUGCUGGAAGUGUCAUCAAGAUAAACCUUACCGAGUCUGGUUUACAAGGUACGCUACAUGAUUUCUCAUUCAUGUCCUUCCCUAAUCUUGAAUAUCUUGACCUCAGCAUGAAUAAUUUUUUUGGUUCCAUCCCACCUCAAAUCAGUUUCCUCUCCAAACUCAGUUAUCUUGAUCUCUCUUCUAAUCAGUUGUCUGGGAGAAUCCCGCCAGAAAUCAGUCUCCUAAGAAAUCUUACCAUUCUCCAAAUUACCAAUAAUCAACUCAAUGGUUCAAUCCCGACAUCACUAGGUGAUUUGACAAACCUCACCGUUCUCUAUCUCUAUAAUAAUACUCUUUCGGGGACUAUUCCUAAAGAGAUAUGGACCAUGAAAUCUCUUGUGCAGCUAGCUUUGACUGAUAAUCAAUUGGAUGGUUCAAUCCCGACAUCAUUAGGUGAUCUAACAAACCUUACUCAUCUCUAUCUCUCUACUAAUAAUCUUUCUGGCACUAUUCCUAAGGAGAUAGGGAACCUGAAAUCUCUUUUGGAGCUAUCUUUGUCAAAGAAUCAAAUGGUUGGUUCGAUCCCGACAUCAAUCGGUGAUCUGAAAAAUCUUACCCUUCUCCAUAUCUCUAGCAAUUUUCUUUCUGGCACUAUUCCUGAUGAGAUAGGGUACUUGAAAUCACUUACUGACCUAGAUUUGAGCAUUAAUAAACUCAAUGGUUCAGUUCCCACUUCAUUGGGUGAAUUAAAAAACUUAGAAGCCUUAUUUCUGCGUGACAAUAAACUUUCUGGGUUGAUUCCCCAAGAGAUAGGAAAUCUAAAGAAGUUGAAAGAACUGGAGCUGGGGUUUAACCAAUUUGUUGGUUAUUUGCCUCAAAACCUUUGCCAACGGAGAUGGCUUUCAAAGCUUCUAGUGAACAACAACAGUUUCAUUGGUCCAAUUCCCAAAAAAUUGAAAACUUGCACGAGCUUAUUGAGAGUCCGUCUUGAUGGGAACCAAUUCAAAGGAAACAUAUCUGAAGAUUUUGGCGUGUACCCGAAUCUUCAAUAUAUAGAUUUAAGCGACAACAACUUGCAUGGUGAAGUGUCACGCAACUGGGGACAGUGCCCACAAUUACGAGGCUUACUAAUUGCCAAAAACAACCUUACUGGUACCAUACCACCGGACAUCGGCAACGCCACCCAAAUUCAUGAACUUGAUCUUUCUUCAAAUCAUUUAGUUGGGGUGAUUCCGAAGGAAUUCGGGAGACUGACUUCAUUGGUGAAGUUGAUGUUGAAUGGAAAUCAACUUGUGGGUCGUAUACCAUCGGAAUUCGAAUCAUUAACUGAUCUUGAAUAUCUUGAUAUCUCCACAAACAAAUUCAAUGAGCCAAUUCCAAGCAUUCUUGGUGACUUGUCCAAAUUACACUACUUGAAUUUGAGCAACAACAAGUUCAGUCAAGCAAUUCCUUUCCAGUUGGGGAAGUUAGUUCAACUGUCCGAAUUGGAUUUAAGUCAUAACUCACUUGAAGGUACGAUACCAUCAGAAUUAAGCACUAUGGAGAGUCUGGAGAAGCUCAAUCUGUCCCACAACAAUCUUUCUGGUUUCAUUCCCAUGAGCUUUGAAGGCAUGCACGGCUUGUCAUAUGUUGACAUAUCCUACAAUCACUUGGAAGGUCCCCUUCCCAACAGCCGCGCAUUUCGAGAUGCUUCGCCGGAAGCAUUAAAAGGGAACAUUGGUUUGUGUGGGAAUGUUGGAGCUUUCCCACUCUGCAAGCAUGGCUCAAGAAAAGACCACAAACGGGUACUCAUAAUCAUAUUCUCCUUUCUAGCUGCAGUUUUUCUUCUGUCUGCUUUCUUUACAAUUGUGUUUGUGGUGGAAAGAAGGAAGAAGCGUCAUGAUAAAGAAGAAAACAACAUGCAAGAAGAAAUUUCCUUUUCAAUAUUAAAUUUUGAUGGAAAAACAAUGUAUGAGGAAAUCAUAAGGGCAACAGAUGAUUUUGAUUCCACAUAUUGCAUUGGGAAGGGAGGACAUGGAAGCGUCUACAGAGCGAAUUUAUCAAAUGCCAACGUAGUGGCAGUGAAGAAACUCCAUUUGCUGUGGGAUGGCACGAACAAUUUUCAAAAGGAAUUCUUAAAUGAAAUAAGGGCACUAACUGAGAUGCGACACCGAAACAUUGUGAAGCUUUAUGGUUUUUGUUCACAUGCACGGCACUCAUUUUUGGUAUAUGAGUAUCUAGAAAGGGGCAGCUUGGCCACAAUGUUGAGCAAAGGUGAAGAAGCUAAAGAAUUGGGGUGGAGUAAAAGGGUGAAUAUUGUGAAAGGUGUAGCUCAUGCCCUGUCUUACAUGCACCACGAUUGCUUGCCACCAGUUGUACAUCGUGACAUAUCAAGCAAGAACAUUUUGCUCGAUUCUGAAUAUGAGGCCUCUGUUUCAGACUUUGGCACUGCUAAGUUUUUGAACCCAGACUCAACUAAUUGGAGUGCCCUUGCUGGCACACACGGAUAUAUGGCACCAGAGCUUGCUUAUACAAUGGAAGUAAAUGAGAAAUGCGACGUUUAUAGCUUUGGAGUAGUAGCAUUGGAAGUGAUAAUUGGAAGGCAUCCAGGAGAUCUCAUCUCAUCUCUGUCAUCAUCUUCUUCGUCGACAUCAUCACCAUCUGGAUUACCUGCCCAUCAGAUGCCAAUUGUGGAUGGUUUGGACCAACGCAUUUCCCCUCCAACACAUCAAGUUGCAGGGGAACUGGUCUCUCUUGUUAUGAUGGCGUUUGCAUGUUUGAAUCCCAAUCCACAAUCUCGUCCCAUAAUGAAACAAGUUUCUCAACAUCUCUCAACUAAGAAGCUCCAUUUGUCAAAGCCGUUACGCAUGAUAACAUGGGGUGAAUUGCUUGCUCUCGAUGGUUUUACUACCUGAUCAGGAUGUGCCUCUUUUAUGUAUUUCAUUAUGUUUCUGCCUUCUUCUAAUUAUUCUUAGAUGUUGCCUUGUAAUCUAUUUCGAGCCCAUUUCUGUGUUUGGCCGCGAACUUUAAUAAGGAUGCUUUCUAGCUAGUAAUGUUCUUCGUUGUGAGCAAAGAGAAGAACAACACAACAAAUUUCUUUGUAAAAUUACCACAUUGAAGCAAAUAAGUCAGCAAUAAUUUUCUUUGGCUUUGU